AUGACUAUGAUAAGUCUGGAAAUGUUGGGCCGCGAGGCUCUACCUUUGGAAGGGAUGUAUCGGCGCGCUCGUCAAGAUGUCUUGACACCGCCGCGCGAUAGCCCGGAGUCUCAAAACAGCCGGCGGAACGGUAGUAACGCCGGGAACGUCGCGAGCUUCGACGGGGCUCCUCGCCGCGAGAUGCACCCCCUAGACCAACCGGCCGUGGAGCUUGGCUUGCCGCCCAAUUUGCCUGAAAUCCUCUACUCUUCGAUACCAAAGUGCGGAGGCUGCCAGGAAGCGAUUUUGGACAAGUACGUUCUGAGAGUGUUGGAGAGGUGUUGGCACGCUAGGUGUCUCACGUGCCGUGAUUGCGGCGCGAGAUUGACCGAUAAAUGUUUCGCAAGAAACGGCCAUGUUUUCUGCAAGGACGAUUUCUUCAAGCGUUUCGGGACGAAAUGCGCGGGCUGCGGCCAGGGACUGGCACCGUCGCAAGUCGUCCGCAGGGCGCAGGAACUCAUCUACCAUCUGACGUGCUUCUCGUGCGCCCUUUGCUCCCGGCAACUGGACACUGGCGACGAGUUCUAUCUCAUGGAAGACAGGAAGCUCGUUUGCAAGCCGGACUACGAGCAGGCAAAGGCGAAAGAUGAGAUGUAUGAAGACAUUUUAAACGACGUUUGCUCCGUCGAUAUUGCAGAACUGGCAGAGGGAAGCAUAGACGGCGACCAGCCAAAUAAAAGGCCGAGGACCACGAUCACAGCAAAGCAGUUGGAAACAUUAAAAUUAGCGUACAACACCAGCCCUAAGCCAGCGAGACACGUGCGGGAGCAACUUUCUCAGGACACAGGACUCGACAUGCGCGUCGUUCAAGUCUGGUUUCAAAACAGGAGAGCGAAAGAAAAGAGACUGAAGAAAGACGCGGGCAGAACAAGAUGGUCGCAAUACUUCAGAAGUAUGAAAGGCACAGGGACUGGUGGCCAUUCACCGAGGCACGAUAAACUUCUUGAUAAGGACGAGCUCAAGGUCGACUUGGACUCCACUUUCGGUCACCACGGUACGUAUCGAGCCGCUCUUAUUAUUAUGGUUAACACAUCCGCCACCGGCAUAAUCUUCGCCUUUCUAAUGCUCAUGUCACUGGUGAAAAUUCAAGAAAAUCUCAAGGCUAAUUGCCGAAAAUUUACCGACGUUUAAAACGGAGACGAAAAGAUUAGAAAAUUAGAAAGCUUCAAAUUAUUAUUAUAGUCUUGUAACGAUCUGUUGUUUGAGAAAUUUGAAGAAGUAGCAAAUGGAAAAGAAUAA
Heterotrigona itama is the source of this 1278-nucleotide messenger RNA. NCBI's taxonomy places the organism in Eukaryota, Metazoa, Arthropoda, Insecta, Hymenoptera, Apidae. The record is from the annotation of a GenBank genome assembly.